Cryptomeria japonica (Japanese cedar) is the source of this 297-nucleotide messenger RNA. Its product is annotated as leucine-rich repeat protein 1-like. The record is from RefSeq and is a predicted model, not a curated record. Bases 1 to 297 code for a protein of 98 amino acids. Lineage: Eukaryota; Viridiplantae; Streptophyta; Pinopsida; Cupressales; Cupressaceae. The transcript is spliced from 2 exons.
AUGGCUGCUGCAUCCGCAUCUAUGUUGUGCAUAUUUAUUGUUAUCUGCAGCCCCCUCCCUGCUCCAUCAACUGCCAACGGUGAGGUUGAUGCGCUGAUUGAUGUGAAAAAGAUGAUAUUGAAAGACCCUUUGAAUUCUCUGCAAUCGUGGGAUCCCUCCUCGCCCAAUCCCUGCAUGUGGAUGAAUGUCUACUGUGAUGCCAACGGCGUUGUCUACAAGGUGCUAUUGCCACGCAUAAAGCCUUACGAGGCUCUCUCUCCCAGGAUCGGUGAUCUUCAGAACUUAGAACAUUUGUAA